Symphalangus syndactylus (siamang) is the source of this 1524-nucleotide messenger RNA. RefSeq names its product double homeobox protein 4-like protein 2. Lineage: Eukaryota; Metazoa; Chordata; Mammalia; Primates; Hylobatidae. Gene Ontology annotation, biological process: regulation of transcription by RNA polymerase II. The record is from RefSeq and is a predicted model, not a curated record. Gene Ontology annotation, molecular function: RNA polymerase II transcription regulatory region sequence-specific DNA binding; DNA-binding transcription factor activity, RNA polymerase II-specific. Gene Ontology annotation, cellular component: nucleus.
UCGACCACGCGCAGGUGCUGUUUUCUAGCUCUGAGACCCAGACACGAUGAUGCAGACAGACAGGCUCCGGGCUGCGUUGGGGAAGGAGGACAUUUGGUAGAAUGCACCGGUGAAGCUGUCUGGUCCUGUGCUUUUCUUUGUGCUGUCCCAGAACCUGAGCGAGGCCGGAGGCGCAGGAGGACCAAGUUUGACAAAUAUCAAUACAUGAUUCUUAUAGAGGCUUUCCAAACAGACCCCUAUCCUGGAAUUACUGUCAGAGAAGAACUGGCCAGAAAAACACAGAUUCCCGAGCCACGAAUCCAGGUAGAGAAGCGGUUCGAGGAAGAUGUCGGCACACAGGACACUCAGAAAGGCUGGGGCGGAGGACAGCAGUGCGGCCGCAAGGUUUGGUUUCAGAACCGGAGAGCUCGUGUACAGAAGAGAAGCCAGAGGAGGCCCAGGGUGGAGGCAGCCUGGGCGCAGGCCCCAAUCCCAGGCCCCGGUCAGUCCGGGAUGCUGGCCCCCGACUACUUCUGCCAGCAGGGCUUCCCAGGGGUCCCGAGCAACGUGGGCAGCUUCUUUUGGGAAUCGGAGGUCGCUUCGAGCCAUGCUUUCCUCUGGGGGCACAUUGGUGUCCCGGGCGAAAAUGUGGCCCCCGCUGACCUGGAGAUGGCAGCCAGCGCGCCGGGCCAGCCUUACGCAGAUGUCCCUUGCUCUCCGCCCUCGGGCUCAGCACUGCUUCCAGGUCCCACUUGCCACCAGCCCUUCCCACAGCUGGAAGCUGACAGUGCUGGGCAAGUUCGUCCCGGGGCACCCCGCCUGCUCUUCGCGCACGGGGCCUCGCCCCUGCGGGAGCCGGGGCCGCGCCUUCCCGCCGCGGAGCAGCAGCCGAGGUGGGGCUGGGAGCCAGGGGAGGCGCCUGGGUGCGCGGGGAUCUGGGAGGAGCCCUCUCCGUCCCCGCCCCAGCAGCUCUGGCCCCAUCCCGCGUCUCGGCCUCUUUCCUGGCCGCAGCCACAGCUACAGCCGUCGCAGGGUCCCGCUGAGCGCUAGGAACAGGUUCAUUCUCUUCCUCCUGAACCCAACCCGUGCGGGAGGCCCCAGCAUCCCCGCCCCAGCGGCCGCUGCGGGGUCUGCACCUCUGGGAGCUGCACAGCAAACCCGUGGAAAUGACCUCUGAGUGUCGGGCGAUGGGAGACAGAUGAACUAACCUAGGGCUCAUCGUGAGAGUUCACAUUAUGAAAAUUGAAGAGGAAUAUCACGAUUUAUAUAACUUUGUCAUAGAAAGGCUUCCAGACAUGCUUUUCAGGGAAAUGAAGUUGUUAGGGUGGAAGGGCCUCGGGGUGCAUGGGACCUAGGGGUUUUCCUUAGAUGGGAUAAGAAAGGAUUGACCUUAUCAACUCGUCUGUCCUUCCAUUUAACUGUGUAAACAUGGAGCACUUACAAUGUACAAAGUCCACUAGAGAGAAGGGGCACGGCAGGAUGAGGACAACUUUGUAGAAAUGUAUUAUUUUGUAAUCGGUAAAGAGCAAUGAUUUCUACUUGCCA